Molecule: messenger RNA, 4002 nt
Organism: Tauraco erythrolophus (red-crested turaco)
Lineage: Eukaryota; Metazoa; Chordata; Aves; Musophagiformes; Musophagidae
Gene: ATP13A4
Product: ATPase 13A4
Biological process (GO): polyamine transmembrane transport; intracellular calcium ion homeostasis
Cellular component (GO): late endosome membrane; endoplasmic reticulum membrane
Molecular function (GO): P-type ion transporter activity; polyamine transmembrane transporter activity; ATPase-coupled monoatomic cation transmembrane transporter activity
Source: RefSeq, a predicted model, not a curated record
UUCAAGCACACAACGCUGAAGACCUGUCCUGAGGGUGCUCUAGAAGGUCUCCAGAGGGUCAUUUCAUGGGGGAGAAUCCUGCCAAGAACCAUUAUGCACAGCUUAACCAGGGAGAAGAGAAUGAGAUGGAGAUUUUUGGCUACAAAACCCAAGGCUGGCAGAGGAUCUUGUGCAUCGCUGGAUACAUCUUGUCCUGUGGGACUCUGCUGCUGCUGUUUUACUGGAAGCCCGAGUGGGAUGUGUGGGCAAACUGCACCCGCUGCAGCUUGGAAGAAGCGGAUGUUGUUCUGCUCAGAACAACAGAUGAAUUUCGGAUUUAUUCUCGUAAGACUGUGACAUGGAUCUCUGUGUCUGCUCAUAUCAAAAGCAGACUGGAUUAUCCAGCCACUGCUGAGGAUGACUCAAUCUUCAGCAAAGCCAUAAUGAAGCCAAGUUUGCAAGUGAGAAGUAUCCAAGUACAAAAACUCCGUUAUGUCUGGAAUGUCUAUGCAAAACAGUUCCAGAAAGUUGGAACCCUAGAAGACCACCACACUUGCUCAGCUAUACAUGCCAAAUUUGGUUCUGGUCUCACCUGCAAUGAACAGAAUGUCAGGAGAAUUAUAUGUGGGCCAAACACUAUUGAUGUUCCAGUGAUCCCUAUUUGGAAACUACUCAUCAAAGAGGUCUUAAAUCCAUUUUACGUGUUCCAGCUGUUCAGUGUGUGUCUGUGGUUUGCUGAAGAUUACAUGGAGUAUGCCGCUGCCAUCAUAAUCAUGUCUCUCCUCUCCAUUUUUUUGACUGUAUAUGAUCUUAGACAGCAAUCGAUUAAACUGCACAGACUGGUUGAGUCUCAUAACAACAUCAUCGUCACUGUCUGCAGAAAUAAGGAAGGUUUCCAAGAGCUGGAAUCACACCAUCUUGUUCCUGGAGAUAUGCUGGUUUUGAAAAAGGGCAAAACCCUCUUGCCUUGUGAUGUCAUCCUGAUCAGCGGACAGUGCGUUGUAAAUGAAAGCAUGCUGACAGGGGAAAGUAUUCCAGUAACAAAGACCCACUUACCCCAAGCUGAUAACUUCAAGCCCUGGAGAAUGUACUGUGCAGAGGAUUACAGAAAACAUGUCCUCUUCUGUGGAACAGAGGUCAUACAGACCAAGGCAGAUGACAGAGGAGCAGUGAAAGCUGUGGUGCUGCGGACUGGUUUCAAUACAGCCAAAGGGGAUCUGGUGAGGUCCAUUCUCUACCCUAAACCCAUGAACUUCAAGCUGUACAGGGAUGCCCUCCGUUUCCUGAUGUGCCUCAUAGCAUUUGCAGCCAUUGGAAUGAUCUACGCAGUGUGUGUAUUUACUCUUAAUGGGGAGGAGGCAGGAGAAGUGGUGAAGAAGGCAUUGGAUGUUAUCACUAUUGCUGUCCCCCCAGCUCUGCCAGCUGCCUUGACAACAGGGAUCAUUUAUACCCAGCGGAGGCUGAAGAAAAAGGGCAUCUUCUGCAUCAGCCCACAGAGGAUCAACAUGUGUGGACAGCUGAACCUCAUCUGCUUUGACAAAACUGGCACCUUAACAGAAGAUGGCCUGGAUCUUUGGGGGUUGCUGUCCUCUGAAAGAAACUGCUUCCAGGACAUUCACAGCUUCCCUGCAGAGCACAGCCUGCCUUGGGGCCCAAUGUUCAGAGCAAUGGCGGUUUGUCAUUCACUAAUUGUUUGGGAGGGCAAGAUCCAAGGAGACCCGCUGGAUGUGAAGAUGUUUGAGGCCACUAACUGGGUGAUAGGUGAUUCCAGUGGACACCAGAUUGAAAGUCAAGGAUCCACAUGUGCCACAGUUGUUAGACCUGGGCCUAAAGCCAGCACUGCGCCCGUGGAAGGAGUUACCAUUUUACAUCAGUUUCCAUUCUCUUCAGCCUUGCAAAGGAUGUCUGUCAUUGCUCAGGAAAUUGGUGGGGAACAACAGGUCUUCACAAAAGGAGCUCCAGAAAUGGUAGCCAUGUUAUGUAGAGCAGAAACAGUCCCAUCGAACUUUGAAAGCAAGCUUCUGUUCUACACAGCACAGGGCUUUAGGGUCAUCGGACUGGCAUAUAAAUCUCUACAGGCAGGGAAGCAAGCUACUGAUCUAACAAGGGAGGAGGUAGAAUCUGAUCUGACAUUCCUGGGUCUGCUGAUAAUGGAGAAUCGAUUAAAGAGGGAGACAAAGCCUGUUCUGGAAGAGCUCAGUGCUGCCCGCAUCAGGACUGUUAUGGUCACAGGUGACAACAUUCAGACAGCUGUAACCGUUGCCAAAAAUGCUGGGAUGAUUUCUCCAAUGAACAGAGUGAUUCUUGUGGAAGCAAAUGAAAUACCUGGAUCUUCUUCAGCGUCUAUAACCUGGAAACCACUAGGAGAAAACAAAGCUGAAGAUUACGGAAGCCUGGAGGAUGACAGUCAGACUGAAAGAAGAAUCAGACUGGCCUUGGGAUCAGGCCAGUAUCAUUUUGCCAUGAGUGGAAAAUCUUACCAAAUUGUAGUGCAGCAUUUCAGGCACUUACUUCCAAAGCUCCUUCUGAAUGGAACAGUUUUUGCUAGAAUGUCUCCUGGUCAGAAAUCCAGCCUUGUGGAAGAGUUUCAAAAGCUGGAUUACUUUGUGGGCAUGUGUGGAGAUGGAGCCAAUGACUGCGGGGCUUUGAAGGUGGCGCAUGCAGGGAUAUCACUGUCAGAACAGGAGGCGUCUGUGGCUUCGCCUUUCACAUCCCGAACCCCCAGCAUAGCUUGUGUGCCAGAGCUAAUCAGGGAAGGCCGUGCUGCCCUCGUCACUUCUUUCUGCAUGUUCAAGUACAUGGCACUGUACAGCAUCAUUCAGUACCUUGGGGUUCUCCUACUGUACUGGCAACUAAACUCCUUUGGGAAUUACCAAUUUUUGUUCCAAGAUCUGGCUAUUACCACUAUAAUUGGUGUGACAAUGAGUUUCACAGGUGCCUAUCCAAAGCUGGUUCCUUACCGGCCUCCUAGCCAACUCAUCUCGCCCCCGUUGCUGCUCUCUGUUGUAUUUAACAUCCUCUUCAGCCUCAGCAUGCAGAUUGUCGGGUUUGUGGUGGUCCAGAAGCAGCCUUGGUAUUCCAAGACCGAUAUAUACAGUGCCUGCCUCUUAAUGAACAACCACACAGCAAACUCUUCCUCUGUUUCCAACCUGAGUCUCCAUGGGAUGAGAGAUGGAGCCCAUGAGCAAAUGGACAAUGGCUACAAGAGCUAUGAAAACACCACAGUGUGGCUUCUAAGUACCAUCAACUGCCUCAUCGUAGCACUAGUGUUUUCCAAGGGAAGGCCUUUCAGGCAACCCAUCUACACAAACUAUGUGUUCAUACUAGUGCUCAUAGGGCAGCUGGGCGUUUGCCUCUUCUUGGUGUUUGCUGAUAUCGAUGAUCUCUACUCUAAGAUGGAUCUCGUUUGCACCCCUACCACGUGGCGGAUCUCCAUGGUGAUAAUGCUUGCAAUCGUACUUGCUGUGUCCUUCUUUGUCGAGAAAUUUGUCAUCGAGAACAGACCCUUAUGGCUGCUUCUGAAAAAGACCUUCCGGUACCACUCAAAGAGCCAUUACAAGAAGCUGCAGCGAGUGUUAGAGCAGGACUCUGCCUGGCCACCUCUGAAUGAAACCUUCUUCUCAGAUUCUGUGGCAAUAUCAGUAGAGGGAAAUAUGGAAGGCCAUAGCAAUCCAACAUUUGACAGCAAUGAGGAUGCACUCUGAAGGAAGCUGCAGAGGACACAUGUCCAGGACAGUUUCAGUUGGUUGUAGAAGGACUAUCUCAGAGAUGUAAGAAAAGACAAAGGACCGACCCAUCACUGUCCCAUUCUAAAACUCACCAGCUCUGGCUUAUUUUUAAAUUAACUGGAGGCAGAAAAGCUUGCUGCAGUAACACAAAGCCACAACACGGUUUCUUCUGUCCCCUUGCCCAUGUAUGAAUGGCUGCCAGCUGUAAAUGGAACAGCUUGCUGAAUAUUGGCAAAGUAUUCAAUGGUUGAAACACCCCAUUACUGCAUCUCUCUCUUGAACUGCGUUAUGCAGU